AUCAUCGCGCGGGAUCAUAAAAGUCAUCAAACGGCAACCUGGGGUGAACCGAGCCGCAGAUGGAGGGAAGGGCGCGGGCGCUCGGAAAAUGAGAGUUUUCCCAGCCCAGGCUCCAUUCCCUCGCGUCCUCCGGAGCAGGGCGGGACAGCGGCGGCCGGCGCGGGGCUGGAGCGGGCGGCCGAGCCCGGAGCGGCGGAACGCGGGGCCCGGAGCACCGGGAAAGGGCAGCUCAUGUCCCUGCCGAGCCCUGCAUGGCCCCAGCAGGACGAGCCCUCCCCCUGCGGCACCACCACCGGUCUCCCCCCGGCCUCGUCCGACAGCGACUCCGGCUGUGCCCUGGAAGAGUAUCUGGAACCUUCCGCGGAGCCCGCGCCCCCCGAGGUGCUGCCGUGCUUCGGGCCCCGCUCGCCGCAGCCUGGCUCUCCCUCUGACAGGACCCGCAGCAGAGCCCUCCUGCAGCAGCUGCCUCCUCAGGACUGCGAUGAGCGGUACUGCCCCGACCUCGCCGAGGAGGAGCGGCGGCAGCUCCGAGCCUUCAGCGCCCGCCGCAGGCAGGAGGCUCUGGGCCAGGGCCUGGCGUGUCCCGUGCCAGCUCCGUGCCACGGCUGUCCCUGCAGGAAGUGCGGCCGGAGGCUGAACAAAGGGGACCCGGGGAUUUCAGCGUCGCGCCUGGGGGACCAAUUCUGGCACCCGUCCUGCUUCUCCUGCCACUUCUGCCACCAGCAGCUGGUGGAUCUCAUCUACUUCCAGCAGGAUGGGAGGAUCUACUGCGGCCGGCACCACGCCGAGCUCUUCCGACCCCGCUGUGCCUCCUGUGACCAGCUGAUCUUCAUGGAGGAGUGCAUCGAGGCCGAGGGCCGGCGCUGGCACCUGGAGCAUUUCUGCUGCCUGGAGUGCGACGAGCCCCUGCGUGGGCAGCGCUACGUGAUGAGGAGCGGCCGGCCCUGCUGCCGGGGCUGCUUCGAGAGCCUCUUUGCCGAGCCGUGCCAGGCCUGCGGGGACCCCAUCGGUGCUGACAGCGAGGAGGUCACGCACCAGGGGCUGCACUGGCACGCCCGAGCCGCCUGCUUCUGCUGCAGCCUGUGCCGCAAGCCGCUGCGGGGACAGCCGCUGACCUGCCGCCGCGGCCGCCUCUUCUGCUCCGACACCUGCAGCCGCGGCCAGGACGCCUCUUCCACCGCCUCCGACUCCUCCGACUCCGCUUUCGCCUCCGCUCCAUCCCCCGACUCCACGCCCCUGUCCCGCUCGGCUGCGGGGGGCUGCAGGCAGCAGGGGGAAGGGGCUGAGGCGUUUUCAGAUCAGGCCCCAGUGCACCCUGCGUUCAGGAGCCCCGAGGAUCUCGGAGCAGCCGCACGGGAGCGGAGCAGCGAUGCUGCCAAGGAGCACCCAGGGAUGCUGGGACCCCCAGCCGGCCACCCCUCGGCCCCCCAGCCCAGCCCAGAGCAGCCCAACGAGCCUGGAGCCUUGGGCCAGCCGCUUUUGGGGGGCCCUGACACCCGAACAGCCACAGGCAAUGGAAACCCACACUCCCCUCCCCGACACAGCCCCCGGGCAGAGGAUGGCAUGGAGGAGGAGGAGGACUCCUGGUGUCCCACCUGCUCCUCAUCUUCGGACUCGGACUCAGAGGAGGAGGGUUUCUUUUUUGGGAAGCCCAUCCCCAAGCCUGGGAUGAAUUCCCUGGGCAGGGAGCCCCCGGGGAGGGGCAGGGGCAGGACGGCCAAGCACUGCAGUGUGUCCUAACAGCGGGGUCCGGGCUCCCCGAGUGGCACUGCCAGGUCCUGCCAGGUCCUGCCACAGCCUCAACACGUUCCAAGUGUGUCCUGGACGCGGCCCAAGGCUGGUGGGAGAAGCUGCUGGGAUCUUUUCCCCCCCGGCGGCUGUUGGCAGAGCAGAGCCUGCAAUUCCUGCCAGCCUCUCCCGCAAUUAGGAACAGGUAAAGCAGGAAGGGAGCGGGGCCGGCGGCCGGGCCGGGCCUCCAGCGCCUCCGACAAGGCGGCAGCUCCAGGGAGAGCGGCCAGAACUCCAGACAAGGGCAGCUGCCUGCAUCACCCCACUGCUGGGUGGGAUCCUUCCCUGGACUCCUCUGUGCCCCACUGCCACCUGCUCUCCGUCCCUUGUGGCACCGCUGCCACCGCGGGGAGGGGACCUGGGGCGCAGCUCUGCUGCUGCCGAUGAUGAAGCUCCAAUAAAGUUUGGCUGAAAUCUGAACGC
This is a messenger RNA of Poecile atricapillus (Black-capped chickadee), 2211 nucleotides long. It is a transcript of the gene PRICKLE4, whose product is annotated as prickle planar cell polarity protein 4. The coding region runs from base 232 to 1740 and encodes 502 amino acids. The transcript has 9 exons. Gene Ontology annotation, molecular function: zinc ion binding. Lineage: Eukaryota; Metazoa; Chordata; Aves; Passeriformes; Paridae. The record is from RefSeq and is a predicted model, not a curated record.